This is a messenger RNA of Nymphalis io (European peacock), 2531 nucleotides long. It is a transcript of the gene Sgsh, whose product is annotated as N-sulphoglucosamine sulphohydrolase. The transcript has 10 exons. Lineage: Eukaryota; Metazoa; Arthropoda; Insecta; Lepidoptera; Nymphalidae. Gene Ontology annotation, molecular function: N-sulfoglucosamine sulfohydrolase activity; arylsulfatase activity. Gene Ontology annotation, biological process: heparan sulfate proteoglycan catabolic process; glycosaminoglycan catabolic process. The record is from RefSeq and is a predicted model, not a curated record. The coding region runs from base 133 to 1686 and encodes 517 amino acids.
CACCGGCAGCGCCUGUUAACCCGUACAGUACAGUACAGUGUACACGCACAGCGCUAAAAAGUUGCCAACAAACACUGACACGUCAGUUUCAGUUGUCAGGCUGAGUAAUCGACACUCGACAGAAAUAUUGACAUGGCAGUUUCACCGGGCGCUGUUAUCGCGAUAUUGUUAUGUAUAAUAUCUUCGGAAACAGUGUUAUCUAAUAAAGCCCGUAAUGUUCUCGUAUUACUCGCGGAUGAUGGAGGAUUCGAACUCGGUGUGUAUCGAAAUAAGAUUUGCCAAACUCCAAACAUAGAUGCACUGGCACGACGCAGCCUCAUCUUUAAUAAUGCUUUUUCUUCCGUUAGCAGUUGUUCGCCCAGUCGAGCAGCACUCUUGACUGGUACGCCAAGUCAUCAAAAUGGCAUGUAUGGGCUGCAUCAUGGUGUACAUCAUUUCAAUUCCUUCGAUAAUGUUACAAGUUUGCCAAAAAUAUUGCAAGAAAAUGGAAUAUACACAGGUAUAAUUGGAAAGAAGCAUGUGGGGCCACAGAGUGUAUAUCAAUUUGACUUCGAGCAGACAGAAGAGAAUAACCACAUCAACCAAGUGGGCCGGAACAUCACGCAUAUGAAACUGCUUGCCAGAAAAUUCCUCGCAGAAGCCAAUAAGCAAAACAAGCCUUUCUUCCUGUACGUUGGAUUUCACGAUCCGCACCGUUGUGGACAUAGCGAGCCUCAAUGGGGACCGUUCUGCGAGCGGUUCGGCUCCGGUGAGCCUGGUGCUGGUCGCAUCCCAGACUGGCUACCCUGGUACUAUCAGUGGGAUGAAGUGCAACUGCCGUACCAUGUGCAAGAUACGGAAGCUGCGCGAAGGGAUAUUGCGGCACAGUAUACAACAAUGUCAAGACUUGACCAAGGUGUUGCUCUCAUGCUGAAAGAAAUAGAAACAGCCGGACACAAAGACGACACAUUGGUCGUAUAUACAUCAGACAAUGGAAUUCCCUUCCCAUCCGGUCGAACAAACUUCUAUGACCCCGGACUUCGAGAACCAUUAAUCAUUUCAUCACCUGAACCUAAUGCCAGGAAAAAUGAAGUGUCUGGUGCUAUGGUCAGCUUGCUGGACAUCAUGCCCACUGUUCUGGACUGGUUUAGAAUUAAAAGAAAACAGGAAAUGAGCAAUGAUAUAUGGGGUGAUGACCAGCCAAAAAGCUUACUACCAAUAUUAGAAAAGGAACCACCACAUUCAGAUAAAGAAGCAAUAUUUGCAUCGCAAACUCAUCAUGAGAUUACCAUGUACUACCCAAUGCGGGCAGUGCGCACGCGCCGUUACAAACUUAUUCAUAAUUUGAACUACGGCAUGCCAUUCCCAAUAGAUCAAGAUUUGUACGUCUCGCCUACUUUUCAGGAUAUCCUUAACCGCACUCGCAGUAAGCAGCAGCUGCCGUGGUACAAAACGCUUAAACAGUAUUACUACCGACCACAAUGGGAGCUUUAUGAUUUGAAAAGUGAUCCUGAGGAGACCAAUAAUUUACAUGGUAAACCGUCUCUGGAGGAAGUCGAAUCAACAUUGCGCGAACGUCUUCACGAAUGGCAGCGUUCCACUCGCGACCCGUGGCUCUGUUCGCCCGAUGCCGUGCUGGAGCGCGAGGACAGCAGCGCCGUGUGCCGCUCGCUAGACAACGGCCUCUCGCACUACCAUCCGAGGUAGUCGGCGCUCGGCGGUGUUUGUAAUUUAAAAUAUUACGAAUUAUAUAUAUGAAAUGUAAAGUAACAAGGCGUAAUUUAUAAAUGUCGUUUUGAGGGUAUAAGUUAAACAUUGCUGUCUUCUUUCGAAUGACAAAUCGAUGAUGACAAAGAGAAAAAUCGUGUUUAAUGAAAUAUACGCUGAACAACGUUUAUAAAUAGGGCCCGAUUAUUCUUUUCUAAAUUAAUUAGUAAUUUAACAAUUUUAGUGUCUUUAUUUUGUUAGUAAUUUUUACAGAAAGUUUUUUGUCAUUUCAAAAUGUUACAAAUAAUGGGCAAAUAUUUAUUAAACUAAUUUAUGUAAAAAGUAACAAAUGGGAUGUCAUAAACAAACUAUUAAUGACAGACCUCAAGCAAUCCACCCAAUCCAAUCUAUUCAAGGUCAAAAUUGUCUUUUUAUUUUUUGAACUGGUUACUGGUACCUUUGGAAUGCUUGGAAGGCUAUGAUGCGUAAAUGCCGUAGACAGAGAUCUCUUUCUACGGUAAACGCAGUUCUAUGUAAAAUGGCGAAAAAUAAACGACAUUUAACACAAAAACCUCACUAUUAAUGUAGUUUUCACAAGAUUUGUGUUAAAAUUAUAAAAUAUUAUGAACAGAUUAAUGAUAUUAUUUUAAGUAUAAGAUAAGAUCACUGUGAAUCUUUUUGUAAAAAGAUACAUCUUUAACUUUAUAUUAGUCUACUAAAUGUUCUCUUUAAUAUUGAUCUUAAAAUUUAUCAAAUAUUUAGAUUUAGAAUCAUUAGAAAUAUAUUGUUAUUUAUUUAAAAAUAUUUUAAUGAUUAUCUUGCCUUUAAAUAUCUUAAAUUAAAAU